CAACUUUUACUCAAGCAUCUUUAAUUCCUACUCUAAUUUUUUUUUAACUAAAGAAGCUUUAUUUGCCCCCUAGCUUUCCAGGGUUUGGUCUGUAGGUCGAUCGUAAGCCGGCAAAAGAAAAACUUACACGCAGAAAGUAUCUACCAUAGAAAGAUCUAACCAGUGCCUGAGAUCUAUGGCGAUUUAGUUUUCUUUUUUCUUUCUUCUUGCAUUUCCAAUUUGGGUUUUUCUUGUCGAAAUAUAGGUUGAAGGAGGGAGGAAAUCAUGGCUGCCAUUGCUGUGAGUUCGGCCAGCGGAUUGCUGGCCAUGCUCAGCGAACACCAUCCUUUGCUGAAGUUAUAUGCGCUCACAAAUCUUAACCGGCUGGUGGACAAUUUUUGGCCGGAGAUUUCUACAAGUGUUCCGACGAUAGAAAGCUUAUAUGAAGACGAAGAAUUUGAUCAAAGACAGCUUGCAGCAUUGGUUGUUUCAAAGGUUUUCUAUUACCUCGGGGAGCUUAAUGAUUCUUUGUCCUAUGCUUUGGGUGCUCGAGGCAUGUUCAAUGUAGCAGAAGAUUCGGAUUAUGUGCAUACUUUGCUUGCUAAAGCUAUAGAUGAGUAUGCAGCUCUACGUGCUAAGGCAGCAGAAUCAAAUGAGGAGGCGACACAGAUGGACCCUAGACUAGAGUCGAUUGUAGAAAGAAUGCUAGACAAAUGCAUUUUGGAUGGCAAGUUUCAGCAGGCUCUGGGUAUUGCACUUGAAUGUAGAAGGCUUGAUAAGUUAGAAGAAGCAAUCAUGAAAAGUGAUAAUGUUUCUGGAAUGCUUUCUUAUUGCAUCAGUGUUUCUCAAACAUUUGUUAGCAGAAGAGAGUACCGGUGUGAGGUUCUUCGGCUGCUUGUCAAGAUUUAUGAAAAGUCACCUUCACCUGACUAUAUAAGUAUCUGUCAGUGUCUUAUGUUUCUAAAUGAGCCUGGAAGUGUUGCAUCCAUUUUGGAGAAGUUGUUGCAAUCUGAGAAUAAGGAUGAUGCUUUGAUGGCGUUUCAAGUAGCUUUUGAUUUAUUUGAGAAUGAGUAUCAGCCUUUCCUUCUUAAUGUUCGAGAUUGUCUGCCUGAGCCUAAAUCUCAGUCCUAUAAUAACCCGACUCCUGGUCAAUCAUCAUCUGCAGCACAGGUUGAAUCUAUUGGGCCAGUUUCUGGAAAUGGGAGCACCGCUUCUCCCCCGACUUCUGUUGCAAUGGAAACAUCUGAGGAUGUCCAAAUGGCAGAUGCAAGUGUGAGGGAGACCAUCAAGCUUGGAAAAAUGGAUGAAGUGGAUUUAAAAGAAGUAACUUACAUGGAAAGACUGGCAAAAAUUAAAGCAAUAUUAUCUGGAGAAAAAUCAAUACAGAUCACUUUACAAUUUCUAUACAGUCAUAACAGGUCAGAUCUUCUAAUUCUAAAGACAAUAAAGCAAUCUGUUGAAAUGCGAAACAGUGUAUGCCAUAGUGCCACUAUAUAUGCCAAUGCACUUAUGCACGCUGGAACCACAGUAGAUACGUUUUUGAGAGAAAAUCUGGAAUGGCUCAGUAGGGCCACAAAUUGGGCAAAGUUCAGUGCUACUGCUGGUUUGGGGGUUAUUCACCGGGGUCACCUUCAACAAGGUCGAUCUUUGAUGGCUCCUUAUCUUCCUCAGAAUGGUUCAACUGGUGGUGGAAGCCCUUAUUCUGAGGGUGGGGCUCUAUAUGCUUUAGGGCUUAUUCAUGCCAACCAUGGGGAAGGAAUCAAACAGUUUCUUCGUGAUAGCUUGUGCAGUACAAGUGUUGAAGUAAUCCAGCAUGGUGCAUGUUUGGGGCUGGGAUUGGCUGCUUUGGGAACUGCUGAUGAAGAGAUUUACGAUGAUAUCAAGAAUGUUCUUUAUUCCGAUAGUGCAGUUGCUGGAGAGGCUGCAGGUAUCAGUAUGGGAUUGCUUAUGGUUGGCACUUCAAGUGAAAAGGCAAGUGAAAUGCUUGCAUAUGCACAUGAUACUCAACAUGAGAAGAUUAUAAGAGGCCUGGCCCUUGGAAUAGCACUAACUGUCUAUGGAAGGGAAGAAGAAGCUGAUACGCUUAUAGAGCAAAUGACCAGGGAUCAAGAUCCAAUUCUGCGUUAUGGUGGAAUGUAUGCUCUGGCUCUGGCGUAUAGGGGCACAGCAAAUAACAAAGCCAUACGUCGUCUGUUGCACUUUGCUGUCUCAGAUGUCAGUGAUGAUGUGAGAAGAACUGCAGUGAUGGCACUUGGAUUUGUUUUAUACUCUGAACCUGAGCAGACCCCACGAAUAGUAUCUCUGUUGUCCGAAUCAUACAAUCCGCAUGUCAGAUAUGGAGCGGCUUUGGCAGUAGGCAUCUCUUGUGCAGGCACAGCAUUGAGCGAGGCUAUUUCGCUGCUGGAGCCUUUAACAUCAGAUGUUGUAGAUUUUGUUCGUCAAGGUGCUCUUAUAGCCAUGGCCAUGGUUCUGAUGCAAACCAAUGAGGGAUGUGAACCUCGUGUUGGUAGCUUCAGGCGCCAACUUGAGAAGAUAAUUCUUGACAAGCAUGAAGAUACCAUGAGCAAGAUGGGUGCAAUUUUGGCAUCAGGUAUUUUAGAUGCAGGUGGUCGGAAUGUGACCAUUAAGUUGCUUUCCAGGACAAAGCAUGAUAGAAUCACUGCUGUUGUUGGUAUGGCAGUAUUUAGCCAGUUCUGGUAUUGGUAUCCCCUUAUAUAUUUCCUAAGUCUCUCUUUUGCUCCUACUGCUUUCAUUGGGCUCAACUAUGACUUGAAGGUCCCCAAGUUUGAAUUUUUAUCAAAAGCUAAGCCCUCACUGUUUGAAUAUCCUCGUCCCACAACACCUCCAACAACAAAUUCUGCUGUAAAAUUGCCUACUGCCGUUCUGUCUACAUCAGCAAAGGCUAAAGCCAGAGCAAAGAAAGAAGCUGAUCAGAAAACUGUUAUGGAUGAGGGUAAUGCACCUGGAAAUGUGAAGGGUCCAAAGUCCAGUGAUAAGGAUGGAGAAGCAAUGCAGGUUGAUGGUGCAUCUGAAAAGAAAACGGAAGCUGAGUCGUCUGUUCAGAUUAUAACAAAUCCUGCUCGAGUUAUUCCAGCACAGGAAAAGUACAUCAAGUUUUAUGAAGCAGGUCGCUAUAUGCCCAUUAAAUUAGCACCAUCAGGAUUUGUGUUACUAAGAGACAUAAGGCCAUCUGAGCGUGAAGUGUUCACUUUGACGGAUGCACCAUCCUCACUAUCAUCACCUGGAAGUGUCUCAAUUCCCCAACCUUCUGCGUCAGCUAUGUCUGUUGAGGAAGGAGAACCUCAACCACCACAACCAUUUGAAUAUGGUACAUGAUAUCAGCAGCGACUGGACAAUUUGUUGUUACAAAAAUUGAGGAGAAUUUUUCCUUGAAAGAACUGCUUCCAAAUGUGCCUCCUGUUUAUUUAUUUUCCAUUUCUCAAUCUUAAAAGAAAUCAGUUAUAGCUUUUAAAAGCUUGUGACGUUGGCCUUCUUUUUGAAAAUCUUAAAGGCUACGCAGCUCCUGUUGUCCACACUAUUGAGCACGAUAUAUGAAUGCAGAAGAGCAAAGGGCACUUUAUGACUUAUUUUAUUAGAUGUCCAAUUGAUUGGAACAAGAUUGCACUUCCGGACAUUUUAGGACAUCAGAAGUUUAGUAAUUAAAAUUCCAUGUUUUCCUAAGGUGGCAGAAGGGGUGUACUUAAACUCAAGUGCUAUAAUUUCAUCUCACACAGAGAUGUCUUUUGUUAUUAAUUUCAUUGGGCCUACCUAGAUUCACACACAUUUUUUAGUAAUGGUGCCCCUCACCCCACACUCAUUCUCAUAUAGAGGAAGAAAAUGCAGUACCCAGUUUUUACA
Cryptomeria japonica (Japanese cedar) is the source of this 3837-nucleotide messenger RNA. Its product is annotated as 26S proteasome non-ATPase regulatory subunit 1 homolog A. The transcript is spliced from 14 exons. The record is from RefSeq and is a predicted model, not a curated record. The coding region runs from base 265 to 3315 and encodes 1016 amino acids. Gene Ontology annotation, biological process: regulation of protein catabolic process; proteasome-mediated ubiquitin-dependent protein catabolic process. Lineage: Eukaryota; Viridiplantae; Streptophyta; Pinopsida; Cupressales; Cupressaceae. Gene Ontology annotation, cellular component: proteasome storage granule; proteasome complex; nucleus. Gene Ontology annotation, molecular function: enzyme regulator activity.